AUGAUGAAUAUUUGAUAUAUCACAUUUUUUACAUUAGUAAAUCAUUUUACAUAUAUUUUAGCGUUAGUUUUGGUUUUAAAUGGACUCUACGCAACAGAAAAUCUGAGGAGCCGCUUUGGAGCCAAAAGAGCCGGCUCUCAAAAAGAGUUGGAAUUCCCAUCUACGCUCGAUCUCGUAGAUUCUCACGGGAGGGGGAAAUCGGCCCAGCAUUAGCCAAUCAGAAUCGAGGUGUGUGCAAUCAUUAAUAAUGCUGUUUUAGCCAGGAGCGUGGUAGCUGUUUACACCAGAGAACACACUACACGUGUCCUGGAUGAGUAAACCACACCUUUAAUAUACCUUAUUAACGUCAUUCCUACUGGUUUAUUAGUCCUGAUGACGGUGUGAUGGCCGGUGUGGAGCGGCAGUGAGCGGGUUAAAGCAGACGGCGGGACCGUCCUAUCAGUGCUCCCCGGGGCAGUCCCGGCCCACCUCCUCCCACCUCCGGGGGAGAGGAGCCAGCGCGCUGGCGGGGCAGGAGCGUGUCAUCCUGGCUGGAGAAGCAGACUCGCUGCUCGGUCUCGUUGGCUUAACGCGGCUCAGGAAACCCGAAUGUGAACUCUUUGGUGGUCGGUGAGGCCACGGAGCCCGGCGGAGCACCGGGAAGCACCGGGAGGACAGCAGCGCGGCCAGAGAGACCUCACCAGCGGAGCGGCGAGGCGGCUCAGAGGCACCCGGUCCACAGGGAAACGACGAUGGCCCUCAGCGGCUCGGGUGGAGACUCCAUCGGUGGUGGGGGGAACCAUCCUCUCAGCUCCAGUGGAAGCGUCGCACCAGGCAGAGGCCAGGGUCCUCUCACAGCUUCGUUUGGUGGUGACCGCCACACGGCUGAGGGUGACGAGGAGGGUGAGGUUAGGAGGGAAUCUCCCAGGCUGCAGCAGCGGACUCAGAACGGUGGCGUGCUCAAAAAGAACAGUUCCAUGAGGUACCUGCCUCCUCAGUCAGCUACCUCACCCUCCCCUGGCCUCACAGAGCCCCAGAGACUAGCCAAACCUCACCUUCCCUCCACCCUGUCCCCAUCAUCUCUCUCCCCUCCCCUCCAGCCCCCACCCCUCUGUUGCCCACACUGCCACUUCCACUCCACCCUGUGCUGCAGCUGUGGCCAACAGGAGCGCCUGCUCUUCCAGAACCAGGCCUCUGGCUCCAGCCCUCAUCCAGGCGCCACUCCUUCAUCCUGUCUUUGCUGCCUCUCCUCCUGCUUGUACUCUCACCCUCAUCACCCAUCCUCCCUCCUCGCUCUUCAUCACCACCAGCGCUGGCAGGAGCACCUGCAGAGUCAGAAACUCACACCUGGUAUCAGCCCUGCAAGGUCCUUCCGAUUCCCCAAAAGCUACGCUGAGCUGAUAGCUGAUUGGCCGGUGGUUGUGCUUGGCGUGUGCACAGUGCUCAUCAUGGUUUGUGCCUUGGUGGGGAUCCUGGUACCGGACCUGCCUGACUUCUCCAACCCGCUGCUGGGUUUCGAGCCUCGGGGCACCGCUAUUGGCCAGCGGCUGGUCACAUGGAACAAUAUGAUCAAGAACACGGGCUACAAGGCCACACUGGCCAACUACCCCUUCAAGUAUGCUGAUGAGCAGGCCAAAAUUCACCAAGAGCCCAGUCGGCCGGAGGACCAUGCUGACCGAGACAAAAGGCAGGCGGAGUGGGACUUCCGUAAGGAGUUCUUCUGUGAUGUUCCAGGUGAUCGCUACUCUCGGCUGGUUUUCACGUCAGCGGAAGGAACGAAUCUGUGGAACAUUCAGACCAUCAAGUCAAUGUGCAACCAGGACAACACCCGAGUUCGCUCCCACCGUAACUACUGGAGUCUGUGUCAGCGCACCAACGACGACUCCUGCUGUCCGAGCUGGACGCUGGGGAACUACGUUGCUGUCCUCACCAACAGGUCAUCCUGUCAAAAGAUCACAGAGCGGGACGUGUCCAACACUCUCAAGAUCCUUCGCUCCUGUGUCAAGUACUACCACAACGGCACGCUCGGACCCGAGUGCUGGGACAUGGCGCUCCGACGGAAGGAUCAGGUGAAGUGUGCCGGCGUGCCCCGGAAGUGCACCAAGUUCAAUGCUGUCUACCAGAUCCUUCACUUCCUGGUGGACAAAGAUUUCCUCAGUCCCAGGAGCCUGGAGCACCCCCCGCCCGUGCUCACGUACAGCAUGCUCUUCACUCCCACGGAGAAGGGGAAGUCCAUGAUGAACAUCUAUCUGGAUAACUUUGAGAACUGGAACUCCUCUGAUGGCGUCACCACGGUCACGGGGAUCGAGUUUGGCAUCAAACACGACCUGUUCCAGGACUUCCUCCUGACCGACACGGUGUACCCAGCCAUCGCCAUCGUGAUCGUCCUGCUGGUCAUGUGUGUGUACACGCGCUCCGUGUUCAUCACUCUCAUGACUAUAAUCGCCAUCAUCAGUUCACUGAUCGUUUCUUACUUUCUCUAUCGAAUGGUCUUCAACUUUGAGUUCUUCCCCUUCAUGAACCUGACGGCGCUCAUCAUCCUUGUUGGCGUCGGCGCGGACGACGCCUUCGUGCUCUGUGACGUCUGGAACUACACCAAGUUCGACAAGCCACAGGCCGAGUUGUCCGAGACGGUCGGCGUGACCCUUCAGCACGCCGCGCUCUCCAUGUUUGUCACCAGCUUCACCACCGCAGCAGCUUUUUAUGCCAACUACGUCAGCAACAUCACCGCCAUUCGCUGCUUCGGCGUUUAUGCCGGCACCGCCAUUCUGGUCAACUACGUUCUGAUGGUGACGUGGCUUCCUGCUGUGGUGGUGCUCCAUGAGCGCUACCUGCCCAGUGUCUUGCCCUGCUCCAGACCUGAACACCAGCAUAGAAGCGUCUACUCGCAGAUGUUCUGGGCCGGUCUCUGUCAGAAGGCCAGCAAGUGUCUGUUCACGAUGUCGGAGGCGUCCAGGAUCUUCUUCCAGAAGGUUCUGCCUUGUAUCGUCAUCAGGCUGCGCUACUUCUGGCUCUUCUGGUUCCUUGCCAUCACAGUCGGCGGGGCCUAUGUGGUUUGUAGGAACCCCAAAAUGAAGCUCCCAUCCCUGGAGCUGGCAGAGUUCCAGGUCUUCAGGUCUUCUCACCCAUUUGAGCGCUACGACGCCGAGUUCAAGAAGCUGUUCAUGUUUGAGAGAGUUAACCAUGGCGAGGACCUCCACAUGCCCAUCACCAUCAUCUGGGGGGUUUCUCCCGUGGACAACGGAGACCCCCUGAACCCCAAAAACAAGGGGAAGCUGAUGCUGGACACCAGCUUUAACAUAGCCAGUCCUGCAUCUCAGCUGUGGAUCCUCAACUUCUGCCAGAAGCUGAGGAACCAGAGCUUCGUCUUUCAGUCUGAGGAGCAAGACUUCACCAGCUGCUUCAUUGAGACGUUCAAGCAGUGGAUGGAGAAUCAGGACUGCGAUGAGGCCUCGGUCUACCCCUGCUGCAGCCAGUCCACCUUCCCUUACAAGCAGGAAGUGUUUGAGCUGUGCAUCAAGAGAGCAAUCAUGGAGUUGGAUCGCAGUACCAGCUACCACCUGGACAGCAAGACUCCCGGACCUCGGUUCGACGUCAACGACACCAUCACAGCCAUUGUUUUAGAGUUCCAGAGCACCCACCUCUUCACACUGGCCUAUGACAAGAUGUCCCACUUCUACAGAGAGGUGGAUGCCUGGAUCGCCGAGGAGCUGUGCUCCGCCCCUGAAGGUCUGAGCAACGGCUGGUUCGUCAGCAACCUGGAGUUCUACGACCUCCAGGACAGCCUGUCUGGUGGUACUCUGGUUGCCAUGGCGUUGUCAGUGGCUGUAGCCUUCAGCGUCAUGCUGCUAACCACCUGGAACAUCAUCAUCAGUCUGUACGCCAUCUUCUCGAUUGCCGGGACCAUCUUUGUCACCGUGGGCUCCCUGGUUCUUCUGGGAUGGGAGCUGAACGUCCUGGAGUCCGUUACCAUUUCUGUUGCGGUGGGACUGUCGGUGGACUUCGCCGUCCACUAUGGUGUCGCCUACAGACUCGCUCCGGCGCCUGACCGGGAGGGGAAGGUGGUUUUUUCCCUCAGUCGGAUGGGUUCUGCUAUCGCCAUGGCAGCACUGACUACCUUUGUUGCCGGGGCGAUGAUGAUGCCGUCAACUGUGCUGGCCUACACCCAGCUGGGGACCUUCAUGAUGCUGAUCAUGUGCAUCAGCUGGGCCUUCGCCACCUUCUUCUUCCAGUGCAUGUGCCGUUGCCUGGGGCCUCAGGGGACCUGCGGUCAGAUACCCCUCCCUGAGAAGCUGCAGUGCCAGGCCUUCAGCACGGCCACCUCCACAGACCCGCCUCCUCAGGGGACGCGUUCUGCCUCAGCAAAGUAUCAGCUCAGUACCCAGGGUGGGGAGGGGGAGCACUACGAGCUGGAACCGCUGGCGUCCUGUCAGAACUCUGGAGGUAAGGAGCCAGACUCUGGCCCUCCGCUGUGUAACGGAAGCCUUCCUCAUCACUCACCGCCCAGUCAUCGUCAAAGCGCUGACACUAGCAGAACCGCACCAGAAAACGGGCGUCUCGCCACUCUGAGUCCCAAAUCCCGGUGCCAGUACUCCGAGAACACUAACUGUACCUGCAGGGAUUACCUUGAUCCCCCGUUACAGCCACCCACCCCGCAGCCCCUCCCCCUGUCAGGUAACCUCCUGAGCAAACACAGCCGGGCCCUGGUGUCUCCGAACCUGGGCCCGGUCUACACACACAUGGAAUGCUGUUUGCACUACGUCCACUGCCCCCUCACCCACUUCCAUCACUGUUCCCAGGCGAGAGCAGCGACCCCCCAGCCAGGACUCGCCCACAGCUGCCACCUCAGGAGGUACUGUGUCAACUCCCCACCCCCCAUCCUGAACCAGGACACGGGCCCGGCUCCAGCCAGCGUCUCACAGACUGUCGGAGCAGAAGCCGGUCCUGUAGGUGCCGAUGGAGACCAGAGGUUGAGUUCAGACCCUCCGGUGCGACCCCCCACGGCACACACGGCCUGUCCAGAAAGCCCACGGACAGCAGAAAGCAGCCAGUGCUUUCCACCCAGAGCGAUCCCAGACACGGUCGACUCUUGUCACGCUCCCGUCACACGGCAGGAAGGUGUCCGAGCGUGCAAACAGAACUCUCAGAGAGCGCGGGUGUCCGCGGCGUCCUCUAACAAACGCUGUUGCUUUAACAGGACAUUAAAGGUGAAGAGCAACUCCGCUGCAGAGUCUCUCGAGCCGAGCAGCGAGGCCGCCGUGUCUCCUGCUGCCGCUGGCACGCACCCCCCCUCUGAGAGCGUAUGCUGACGGUGAACGGAUGUAAAGAAACGGGUCACACUUCAUAAUAAGGGUCAAUGUUACCUAGCUCAUAAUUAAGCAUUAAUAAACAGAGGGCCCCUUUAUUAAUGUUGAUGUUACCUAGUAAGUGUCCUUAAGGUUAGGCAGGGGGUGUUUGCUUAGUAAUGCAUUACUUAAUAUAUUCAAGCAGUAGUUACGACCUUAUUUAGUGGUUUAUUAAUGAUUAUAAUGCACUAAGUAACGUUAAUAAAGGAGCCCUUAUUGUGAAGUCUUACGUAGAACAGACAGCCAACAUGUCUCCGUGCAAUCACACAACAAGUGUUAACCAAGUGCCUCGGUGUGUUAUAGUGCGUAACGUGUCACCGGUCCUUCACCAGCCAGCUGUAGAUCUGCAGUAAGCUCGUGUGUCUCCAGCGACGGCGUGCCGUCCUCCUGUCCUCCAGCGCCACCAGCCUCACAUUAAAGCUGGACUGUGUCAUUACAA
Nothobranchius furzeri (turquoise killifish) is the source of this 5763-nucleotide messenger RNA. The record is from RefSeq and is a predicted model, not a curated record. Lineage: Eukaryota; Metazoa; Chordata; Actinopteri; Cyprinodontiformes; Nothobranchiidae.